GGAGCCUAGUGCAACUAAACGAAGAAUGUAAUCUGCAUGUGCAUCUGAGCGACUUGAACAUGCCGACGAAUCAGGAACGGUUGGGUCGGAAGCGCCCGGUACCGUCAUGCCCGAACCCUCUAUUUCUGCAGUGGUUAACGGAGUUACGGGACCACGCUAAGGAGAAGGGCUUGAAAACACAGUACGUGUAUCAAAAGGCAAUAAACUCUUUGAAGAAAUACCCUCUCCCGCUGAAAAACGGAAAAGAGGCGAAAAUCCUGCAGAAUUUUGGAGACGGGAUUUGCAAAAUUUUGGACGAGAGGCUUCAGAAGCAUUACCUUGAAAACGGUUCUGAUGUUCCAAUCCACUUGGGUACAUCUUGCCAAAGGACCAACAUGUCUUCCUCCAAAAGUAUGGAAGAACCUCACAAAGAACCUUCGGGAAAUGGUGGUAAACAUAUGAAACAAACACAAAAAGAUGUAAGAAAGGAAAAAGGAAAUAAGAAAAAGAGAGAAUAUGUGCCCCAGAAAAGGUCUGGAGGUUAUGCCAUACUGGUAACAUUGUAUAGAUAUGCACAGAUGCCUGGUAGUAAAGGCUUCAUGUUUAGGAAUGAACUACAGACUGAGGCACAACCCAUGUGUGACAAGUCCUUCACAGUGCCUGAUCUUGGAAGCAAGUACACCGCCUGGUCCUCGAUGAGCACACUUAUUCAGAAAGACCUUCUGGUGAAGACUCACAGUCCUGCCAGGUAUGCAUUGACUGAACAGGGUCAGGCUUUAGCCGAGAAGCUGGAUUCAGAAGAGAGAGGGGAUGAUCAAAAACAUGCAGAAGAGAAGAGUGAAGAGGAAAGCUCCGGGCAUGGACCAAGGGUUGUGGACCUGACUUUGGAAGAGGAUGAGGAAGGAGAGAAAGAGAUUUGCUCAAGCAAAUCUUCAGAAAGCAUUUCCACGGCUCUCAAUGUGAACCAGGCCAAGAAUCUUGACCCUGUGUCAGAUGCUACAGGAAAAUCCCAGGCUUUAGAGACUGGGAAAACAGCAAUGGGUUGCCAUCUUCUUCCUGGCUCUUAUGACAUUGUGUUAUGCGUUGAUAUCAUCGAGACAACCGGGGGAAGUAGUGGUUGCAAACAAGAAUUGGUCAAGGAACUUCAAAGGAAUGGUGUGACUUUUGACAUCAGGAAACUGAAUGUAGGGGACUUCCUUUGGGUGGCACGUGAGAAAGUGGCACCUGUGCCAGGACAGUUGCGUCCUCCGGUAGGAAAAGAGCUAGUGCUUGAUUACAUCAUUGAGAGAAAAAGGAUGGAUGACCUGUGUGGAAGCAUCAUAGAUGGACGCUUCAGGGAGCAGAAGUUUCGAUUGAAGAGGUGUGGUCUGCAUAAACCCAUUUAUCUAGUGGAGGAGUGUGGAUCAGCAGCAGCUCAUCUCAGUUUACCUGAGAGUACAUUGCAGCAAGCUAUAGUCAAUACACAGGUGGUGGAUGGUUUCUUUGUUAAGCGUGUACAAGAUGUGAAAGAGUCUGUUGCUUACCUCACCAUCAUGACUAGAUACCUCCAGAAACUUUACCAGAAUUGCACGUUAUUCUGUCACUCCAGAGAACUGGAAAGGGAUGGAGAGAAUGAGAGGGAGCAAACGGAGAUCCUCUCCUGUUCUCUCAUGUCCUUCACAGAGUUUAACUAUGGGGCUAUCAAAAACAAGUGCCAAACAGUGCGGGAAGUAUUUGCGAGACAGCUUAUGCAGAUCAGUGGAAUCUCUGGUGAUAAAGCGGCUGCUGUACUUGAACACUACAGCACAGUCAGCAGUUUAUUGAAAGCAUAUGAUCAGUGCUCUUCUGAAACCGAAAAAGAGAAGCUACUGUCAUCUAUCAAAUAUGGAAAACUCAAAAGGAAUCUUGGACCAGCUUUGAGCCGCACUGUAUAUCAGCUUUAUUGUACACGUGGACCUCUGAUGUAGGUUUUCAAUGAGGAUCCUUGUUUUGUUUUUUUUUAAAUCACAGUUUGUAUUUCAAUUCCAUUGCAUUUUUUUUUUCUAUAUUUAUUUUUCUUCUCAAAUGAUAUGUAAAGUAAUACAAUUUUGAAUUUAAUUAAAAGAAAAAUAUUCUUGAAUGGUAUAUCUGAUGUAACUUUUUUCUUCCUGUCUGUAGUUUUCUUUUUUCUCUCACUCUUGUCUGCAUAAUUCCUAUUUGUGCUGUUCGAUUCUCUGUCCUUCAAACCAUGAAUUGCAAAUUUG
Molecule: messenger RNA, 2201 nt
Organism: Xyrauchen texanus (razorback sucker)
Lineage: Eukaryota; Metazoa; Chordata; Actinopteri; Cypriniformes; Catostomidae
Gene: mus81
Product: MUS81 structure-specific endonuclease subunit
Exons: 17
Coding region: 60-1925 (621 amino acids)
Biological process (GO): double-strand break repair via break-induced replication; mitotic intra-S DNA damage checkpoint signaling; DNA catabolic process
Cellular component (GO): Holliday junction resolvase complex; nucleus
Molecular function (GO): 3'-flap endonuclease activity; crossover junction DNA endonuclease activity; DNA binding
Source: RefSeq, a predicted model, not a curated record